Molecule: messenger RNA, 2669 nt
Organism: Rana temporaria (common frog)
Lineage: Eukaryota; Metazoa; Chordata; Amphibia; Anura; Ranidae
Gene: PREB
Product: prolactin regulatory element binding
Exons: 10
Coding region: 137-1402 (421 amino acids)
Biological process (GO): protein secretion
Cellular component (GO): endoplasmic reticulum membrane
Molecular function (GO): GTPase activator activity; guanyl-nucleotide exchange factor activity; protein binding
Source: RefSeq, a predicted model, not a curated record
AAACAGCUUACUUUACGCAUGCGUCACCUGUGUCCGCCUUAGAUCCUGGGGAUCACGUGACGGGGAUGUCUGAGCACAGCUGACAGCGGCCGUCUUCUCCUCUGCCUGAGCUGUGAGACCCCCCCCCCCCCCCAGGAUGGGUAGACGCCGGCACCCCGAUCUGUACUACGCUCCCUUCCCCCUCUACGCUAUCCGUUUUCACCGGGAGGAUGGAACAGUCAUCACGGCUGGAGGAGGCGGAGCCUCAAAGACCGGUAUUAAGAAUGCCAUGCACUUCCUGCGGCUGGAGCGAAUAUCAGGCCAGCUCGGUGUCACCCUACUGCACGCACAUGACACCGAAACCAGGGCCACCAUGAACCUAGACAUAGCCGGGGAAGUGCUAGCCGCUGGUCAGGAUGCCAACUGUCACCUUCUGCGCUUCCAACGCCAUCCGAAAAAAGAGAAGAGUGAUGGUGACAGUAAUGACAAGACAGGAAGUAACGAUCGGGGGUCACGGAAGAGGAAGCCGUCCAAGAGCAGCUCAGAGGCAAGCGGAGGGGGCACCAAGAAUGACACCUCAGAGAUCUCUGUGCAGUCCGUCUCUGUGGUACAGACCGACUUCAGUGCUGAUAAUCUGCAGAAGGCUGUGUGCUUUAACGCCGACUCUACCAGACUGCUGACGGGGGGAGUGGAUGGACAUAUCCGGAUCUGGGAGUUUCCAGCAAUGAAGAAGCUGUAUGACUUCAAAGCUCAUGGAGGGGAGGUGGAAGAUAUUGCAGUUAGUCCCACCAAUAAGGUGGUGACGGUGGGUCAGGAUUUCCGCUGCUGUGUUUGGGAGAAGGAUCAGCUCCUCUCUGAACUUCACUGGAAUGAAAAUUUUCCCAACAUUCCCGAUAAGAUGUACAGGUACCGGGCGUGCAGGUUCGGGAAGGUGGUAGAUCAAGAGAAGGAGCUUCGCUUCUACACUGUACAGAUCCCUUAUAAGAGGGAACGUAAACCACCGCCAUGCUACAUCACAAAGUGGGACGGACGGAACUUCCUGCCCUUACUCACCGAGCCCUGCGGGAAUGAGGUCAUUUCCUGCCUCGCUGUCAGUGAUUGUGGGACCUUCCUGGGUCUGGGCUCUGUCACCGGUUCUGUAGCCAUCUACAUCUCCUUUUCUCUGCAGAGGCUCUACUAUGUGCAGGAAGCUCACGGGAUUGUGGUGACAGAUCUGGCCUUCUUCCCUGACACCAAAAAAGGACGAGCUCUGCGCGGAGACAAUGAGACCGCCAUGCUGAGCGUUGCUGUGGACAGCCGCUGCAAACUGCACGUGGUGCACAAUAGACCGACGUUCCCGAUUUGGCUCCUCCUCCUCCUGUGUGCGGGUCUAUUGGUCGCAGUCAUCCUCCUCCUUCAGUACACAUUUCCAGACUUCUUCUAGCGGCUCACGUCGGACAAGUGGUCUCUGCGCAGUGGGUGGAGUCUAGGAUGCAUCCAAUGAAAUCACCUGAGGAGGGCUCGAUGAAUCUUUUUAUACGUUCCGUACUUUGUGGUGGAGCGAUGGGUGGGGGGCCGUUCCUCCAUAGAGCACACGGGGGAAGGGUUCCCAUCUGAGGCCGUCACCUUCCAUCUCGAAUCCUCUUCUCUUUUAAUUUGUGAACAAGAACGUUCUCCUGAAUUCUUAACUGCCCCCCGAUAUUACAUUUCAUGGUUAACCUGGCGGACUGGAGGUUCCAUCCUGGUAUUUAUGGCCGCUGACCCCCGGGGACAUGACUGGAAGCUUGAUGAUUGCCCCAGGGUGGGAGGCGGCUCAUCUCCUGAUGUCACAUGACUGAUUUGUGCUCCGCCUUUCUUGUGGACAGAAGGGGGCCUCUGACCACCCAGAAGGAAGAUGACCUCCAUGUUCUGCCUGGUAGGAACCACUGCCAGUUUUUCUUAGCAGACUCCCUCUGGUCCCCCAGACUUGACCCGCUCAGGAUUUACAGCGGCAUGUUUGAGUAGUGGCCCCCAGGGUGUAUAGGAAUAUCUUCAGAUGAUGGGCCCACGGUCACUUCUGCCCACCCAGUAUGUGCGGGUGAUGGGCCUUGUGUCAGCUCUGCCCACCCUAAACACCCUAAAACCCUUUGUCUGGCCAAUGGGCCUGCUUUCACUUUUUGCCCUCAAGGCGUAUAGUAAUGUACCAGGGUGGUGGGCCCACUGUCGACUCUGCCCACUCUGAAUGUAUAACCCUGUGUCCAGGUGAUGGGCCCGUUAUCUCCUUUGCCCACCUAGGACGUAUAGCAUUAUGUAUGGAUGAUGGGCCCACUGUCACCUUUUACCCCCAGGGUGUACAGGAUUAUGUCCAGGUGAUGGGCAACCUGUCACCUCUGCCCACUCCAACUGUAUAACCCUGUGUCUGGAAGAUGGGCCCACUUUCACCUUUUGCCCUAGGGCAUAUAGUAAAAGGCAAGCUUUCCCCUUUUGCCCCUGGGGCGCAUAGUGAUAUGUCAGGUUGGUGGGCCCACUGCCUCUUUCGCUCACCCCGACAUAUAACAGUAGGUGAAGAUGAUGGGCCCAGCUUUCACCUUUUGCCCUCAGGGUCUAUCGUGAUGUGUCUGGGUGAUGGGUUCAUUGUCUCCUAAGCUGGCCCAUCCCCUAGACCAGUGAUGGUGAACCUUGGCACCCCAGAUGUUUUGGAACUACAUUUCCCAUGAUAUCUCAUGCACUCU